UUUAUGCUCCUGUCAGGGCUCCUGAAUGACUUGCCGUGGCUGCCGUGACUGGGCUAGAGGCGCGGCACUAAGGGUCGCUGUACCCCGGUAACCGAGACCGGACAAGAAACGUCACUUGCUGACACUGUCGGCAGAGAAGCCACGGCUGAGAGAGGUGCAGCCACUCAGGGUGAUAUAAUAAAGAGAGUAAUAUGAGAAGCAGGGCUGUUAGAGAGCAGCGGUGAAGGUUCCAGACAGGCCGAUCACCUUAUGCUCUCCAGUUUGGAAUUUCAGCAGAUAUCUGGUUGCUAGGGUCCAAUUUACCUUAGUAACCAGGGAGUGAUUUGAGAGAGUGACGGAUAUAUAAGUAGUAGAGGGGAUGAAUAGAGAGUGCAGAUAUGAUGCCCCCUGAAUGAGACUUCGCUGCUGAAUGUGACCCUGUGCAGAGGAAGGGGACGCAGUGGAGAUGGUGAAAGGACAAAAGGCCCCCCAGCACUACAUUUCUGUGCCACCGCGGAGCCCCAAGCUGCUGUUGUCUCAUGUGUGUUGGGUUAAAGAUAUGAACGAGUGGCUAUUCCUGCACUCCAGCCUCUGACCCUGCUCCCUCUGAAGACUGAAGGCGGAAAGUAAGGCUGCACAGAAGAUGGCUAUGUACGACACCCCAUACCAGAGGCUGGAGGCUUCCUACACUGACUCGCCGCUGGGGGAAGAUGAUCUGCUGGUACACGUGCCAGAGGGCAGCAAAUCUCCCUGGCAUCACAUAGAAAACCUCGACCUCUUCUUCUCUCGUGUGUACAAUCUGCACCAAAAGAACGGCUUUUCCUGUAUGCUGAUUGGAGAAAUCUUCGAGUUGCUGCAGUUCAUCUUUAUUGUCAGUUUUACCACCUUACUGGUGAGCUGUGUGGAUUAUGAUAUUCUCUUUGCCAACAAGAUGGUGAACCACAGUCAGAGUGACCACGUCAAGGUGACACUUCCUGAUGCCUUCCUGCCCCCUGGGGUCUGCAGAGACAGAAUACAAGAAAAUGGGUUUCUCGUCUGUUUACUGGCUAUUGCUGGAGUCUUCUGGAUUCACCGACUCAUAAAAUUUAUAUAUAAUAUCUGCUGCUACUGGGAGAUCCACAACUUCUAUAUACAAGCUCUGCGCAUCCCUAUGUCAGACCUUCCGUAUUACACCUGGGAGGAGGUUCAGAGCCGCAUUGUACAGAUCCAGAAAGAGCACCAAAUCUGCAUUCACAAAAAGGAGCUCUCGGAACUUGAUGUGUCUCACAGAAUCCUGCGCUUCAAGAACUAUAUGGUAGCCAUGGUAAAUAAGAACCUGCUGCCCCUUCAGCACAGGCUCCCCCUGCUGGGCAACACUGUCUUCUACACCCGAGGCCUCAAGUACAACUUCCAGCUGAUUUUUUUCUGGGGCCCGGGCUGCCUCUUCCAAAAUGAAUGGAGCCUUAAGCCUGAGUAUAAGCGCGCAGGAGCCCGCCUGGAGCUGUCUGAAAAGCUGGCUCAGCGCAUCCUGUGGAUCGGGCUUGCCAAUCUGGUAUUGUGCCCACUUGUAAUAGUCUGGCAGAUUCUUUAUGCCUUCUUCAGCUACACUGAGGUGCUUCGGAGGGAGCCUGGCAGUCUAGGAGCACGCUGCUGGUCCCUCUAUGGUCGCUGCUACCUUCGCCAUUUUAAUGAACUGGAUCAUCAGCUGCAAGCCAGGCUAAGCCGAGCAUAUAAGCCAGCUAGCAAGUAUAUGAACUGCUUCCUCUCCCCGCUGCUGGCUGUAGUUGCCAAACACUUGGGCUUUCUCGCAGGCUCUAUACUGGCAGUGCUGAUAGCACUUACUGUAUAUGAUGAGGAUGUGCUGGCAGUGGAACAUGUGUUGAGUGCUGUCACCCUGCUGGGAGUUGUAGUGACAGUCUGUAGGUCGUUCAUCCCUGACCAGCACUUGGUGUACUGCCCUGAGCAGCUUCUCCGUGUUAUUCUGGCCCAUAUCCAUUAUAUGCCAGACCACUGGCAGCGCAGCGCUCACCGUGCAGAGACACGCGGAGAGUUUUCACAACUCUUCCAAUACAAGGCAGUAUUUAUCCUAGAAGAACUUCUGAGUCCGCUGUUAACACCCCUUGUCCUGAUUUUCUGCCUCCGCCCCAAAUCGCUGGAGAUUAUUGACUUUUUCCGAAACUUCACAGUGGAGGUGAUAGGAGUGGGAGAUACCUGCUCAUUUGCACAAAUGGAUGUCCGUCAGCAUGGAAAUCCCGCGUGGAUGUCUGCAGGCAAGACUGAAGCGUCCGUGUACCAACAGGCAGAGGAUGGGAAGACGGAGCUCUCGCUCAUGCACUUUGCUAUUACCAACCCUCGCUGGCAGCCUCCUAGGGAAUGCACAGCCUUUCUGAGCCAGCUAAGGGAGAGAGUUCAGCGAGACAGCACUGUCAGCAACCAGAAACACCCCGCUGGCCUAAUGCAUCCUCUGCAGUGCUCAGGCCUCUCUAUUCAGUCCGACCCUGAGCCGCACAGCCUGAUGGGGAAUAUGUUCUCUGGAGUGUCCCCUGCAGGGUUCCCUGCUCACUCUGAGAUUCUGGCCUCUCCUCAUGUAUCUGCUGCAUCAGAGGUGGCUUCUGCUUUACGUUCUUUAUCCCCUCAGCAGUCUUGUCACCCAGUGCAGAACCAGAGUGGAGUCGGCACUGACUUCAGAAAUGGCAGUUUUGGCAGCAAUGUGUGGGAGGGCCCCAUGAACAGCGGCACCCUGUCUGAAUACGCAUCCACUGAAAUGAGCCUGCACGCCCUGUACAUGCACGAGUUGCACCAGCAGCACACGCGCCUGGCACCGGGGCGGCACAUCUGGCACCGGCAGGAAAGUGAUGAAAGCGGAGAAAGCUCACAGGGCGAUGGCCUUAUAAACACUACGUCUAACGUGCCAUCCUCACUCAGCUGCCCCUCCCCUGCUGCCCCUGUUUGGGAAGAGAGGCUACCUCCACUCAGCACACACAGAUUUAGUGCCAGCACAGAUCUUGGGUCUGUGCAAAGAACCUCAUUGGCUCGACAGCCAAUGGGAGGGUGGAGCGAGGAUGUACAGCCCAGCAGACACCCGGAAACUGUGCCAGAGGAAGGGUCUGAAGAUGAGCUCCCUCCGCAGGUUCAGAAGGUAUAGGUGCUGCCUGGAGAUCCUAAGGAAGAGAGAGAGAUCUUCCAUAGUGUACUGUACUCUUGUCCAUCCUGUUGUUACUUGUUGAUCAGACAAGGCUGAGGAAGCUGGAACAUAUUAUGAGUGUGUGUGUGAUUGCUGGCCCUCGCUUUCUCCUCUAGCUCUAAUUAUAAAUACACAGUGUAUAUUGAUGCCUUGCGUAUGGAUGCAUAUGCUCGUCAUUCACCGGGGGGGAGGGAGUAUAAACAUAGUCACCUGUGUGGGAAGCAAAGGAUACAUAGCACUGAGGUAGCAUUAAAACCUUUGCACAUGUCUUGUCACAGUAACCUUUAAACCUAUAGCUCUCCUACUGGAAGUUGUAGUUCAGCAACAUCUGGGGGGGCGGCACAGGUUGAAAAUCACUGUUCAUUCAUUUUGUGCAGCACUGAGACUCUCCCUAGGAAUACUGAGUAGUAAGAGCCCCCUUUCCCCUAUUCUACCUUCAGCCCUUGCUGGGGAGACCCUCACAUUAACUCAUAAUGAUCUUGGUUGUGCGUGCAUGGAAAGAGCUUUAUAUUAACCCUGCAAGGCUCCUGUAUGGGGCCCUCCUGCCCUAAAGGGAACCUGUCAUUGCCGAGUGUGUGUCCAUGUUUGUACCACUGAAAUGAGGGAAAAUGUUUUGUAUAGAAAAUGUAUAUUGCUUAUUUUGUACCACUGUAUAAUUCUAAUUAAAGACUCAUUAUCUGUA
Messenger RNA from Xenopus tropicalis (tropical clawed frog), 3824 nucleotides. It is a transcript of the gene atg9a, whose product is annotated as autophagy related 9A. The coding region runs from base 623 to 3103 and encodes 826 amino acids. Lineage: Eukaryota; Metazoa; Chordata; Amphibia; Anura; Pipidae. Gene Ontology annotation, biological process: plasma membrane phospholipid scrambling; autophagy. The transcript is spliced from 18 exons. The record is from RefSeq and is a predicted model, not a curated record. Gene Ontology annotation, cellular component: recycling endosome membrane; Golgi apparatus; mitochondrial membrane.